This is a messenger RNA of Microcebus murinus (gray mouse lemur), 4215 nucleotides long. Lineage: Eukaryota; Metazoa; Chordata; Mammalia; Primates; Cheirogaleidae. The record is from RefSeq and is a predicted model, not a curated record.
CCCCAUCAGUCAAUAAAGCGAUGGCCUUGUGCUGAGUGCAUGGGACAGAGCGGUGCCACGCCCCUCCGGUCUGGGCUGAGCUAGGAGCACAGCAGCAGGAGGGGCCCGCAGGGUCUUGGAUGUGGGCAGCUGCGCUUCCCCAUGCAAGAGUUGGGAACCGAGAAACAAGUGUCGUUUGGAUUUUGAAAGUGUUCUCUGGGGUGCUCCCUCACGUGUCGGCAGCACAGUCCGCCUCGCCCCAGCUUGCCCCGGAAAGCAAGAGGCCUCUGUGGUGUUGGCUUUGUUUUGGGCCGCCUCCUUGUAAUUCAAGGAGGCGGCGCAUAUUUUAGGUGCCUUUGCUAAUUACAGACCCCCAUGUGUAAAAAUAAAGCAACUCUUACUUGCCCCCAGCCCUCCCGUGCCCUGUUUCCAACCACUGCCUCCUCUCAAAACCGAGUCGGCACUUUGUCUUCCCUCCCGGAACCCUUUAGACGCAGGGGCUUUCCAUGACCGCACAGGAGCGUGGGAGAGAGGGAGCCGGGCAGGGACGCUGAGGACCCGGCUGACGGCCACAGCUGGCAGGCCUUCGGCUGUUCAGGUACCUGCUUGGAUGACAGCUGGAUCCACCCUCGAAACCUGACCCCCUCAUCCCCAAAAGACGUCCACAUCCAGCUGCACUUCACCCACACGCAGCACGAAGACCUGUUGCCUGUGGCUCACGUGGAAUGGAUGCUGCAGACAGACGCCAGCAUCCUGUACCUGGAGGGUGCGGAGCUGUCGAUCCUGCAGCUGAACACCAAUGAGCUUCUGUGUGUCAAGUUCGAGUUUCUGUCUAAACUGAGGCACCACCACAAGCGGUGGCGUUUCACCUUCAGCCACUUUGUGGUAGACCCUGGCCAGGAGUACGAGGUGACCGUUCACCACCUGCCCAAGCCGAUCCCUGAUGGGGACCCCAACCACCAGUCCAGAAACCUCCUUGUGCCUGGCUGCGAGGAGCCCAGGAUGAAGGUCACCACGCCAUGUGUGAACUCAGGCAGCCUGUGGGAGCCCAACAUCACCGUGGAGGUCGCCGAGGCCCACCAGCUGCGCGUGGGCUUCGCCCUGUGGCACGAGCCUGCCCGCUACCAGCUCCUGCUGAGCAGCUUCCCCCACGCCGAGGACCACGCCUGCUUCGAGCACGUGCAGCGCGUGGCAGCGCCCAGACGCGAGUAUUCCCAGCAGCGGUCCAGCGUCACGAUCACUGUCCACAACUCGGACUGGUGCUGCCAGCACCGCGUGCAGAUCCAGCCCUUCUUCAACAGCUGUCUCAAUGACUGCCUGCGCCACUCUGUGACGGUCCCUUGCCCAGACGCCCCAGAGACUCUAGAUGUGGUUGCAGACUCCCCGCCCCUGUGGGUGUACGGCUUCGGCACCGGCGUCUCCCUCCUGCUCGUGGGCUCCGUCAUCCUCUUCAUCCUCUGCAUGACUUGGCGACUGUCCGGGUCUCAUCAUGAGAAAUAUGAUGAUGACACCAAACACACAGAUGUCCUGCCUGCAGCCGACCUGACCCCCCCACCCCUGAAGCCGAGGAAGGUCUGGAUCGUCUACUCGGCCGACCAUCCUCUCUAUGUGGAUGUCGUCCUAAAAUUCGCCCAGUUCCUGCUCACCGUCUGUGGCACGGAAGUCGCCCUCGACCUGCUGGAGGAACAGGUCAUCUCGGAGGUGGGGGUCAUGACCUGGGUAGGCCGCCAGAAGCAGGAAACAGUGGAGAGCAACUCCAAAACCAUCAUCCUGUGCUCCCGGGGUGCCCAGGCCAAGUGGCAGGCCAUCCUUGGCUGGGAGGGGCCCGCCGUCCAGCUGCGGUGUGACCGCAGGAAGCCCGCGGGGGACCUCUUCACGGCGGCCAUGAACAUGAUCCUGCCAGACUUCCGGAAGCCUGCCUGCUUCGGCACCUACAUCGUCUGCUACUUCAGCGGCAUCAGCAGCGAGGGCGACGUCCCCGCCCUCUUCAGCGUCACUCCCAGAUACGCCCUCAUGGACAGGUUCGAGGAGGUGUACUUCCGGAUCCAGGACCUGGAGAUGUUCGGGCCCGGCCGCAUGCACCGCGUCGGGGAGCUCACAGGCGAGAACUACCUGCACAGUCCCAGCGGCCGGCAGCUCAGGGAGGCUGUGGAGCGGUUCCGGGAGUGGCAGGCCCGGUGCCCCGACUGGUUUGAGCACGAGAACCUGUGCUCCACGGAUGACCAAGACCUCCCGUCCCUGGAUGAAGAGGUGUUUGAAGAGCUGCCAGGAGGGGGCAUCGUCAGGCAGAGGCCAGUGGUGCGGGAGCCUGCCUCCACGCAGGGGCUGGCGUUGAGCCUGCUCCUCGGCAGGGAAGGGGGCCUGUGGAAGCUGCAGCCUCAGCUGCCGCCAGAGGGGCGGCCGGCGGCCCAGCCCCUGCAGACCACAGUGCUCCCGGCAGAGAAGGCCGCUCCGGCUCGGGCUGCAGAGCCCCUGCCUCUCCCCGACGCUGACGCUGACGGCGGCGGCGCGGCCAGCUGGCUGGCGGUGCUGGAGGGAGGCGAGGCCCGCCCGCUGCUGGGGGGCUGUGGCCCUGAGCAGAGUGGUGUGCUCUUCCUGCCUGUGGACUCGGGGGCCCCGCCUCGCUGCAGCGCCCCGCUGGCGUCGCCCGCGCCCCUCCCGAGCGAAGCUCGAGAGCAGCUGGAAGGCUUGAUGGUCUCACUCCUCCAGCAAGACGCCUACACGGCCUGCGAGGAGGAGCAGCGGCAGUCAGUGCAGUCUGACCAGGGCUACAUCUCCCGGAGCUCCCCACAGCCCCCCGACGGGCUCAGGGAAAUGGAGGAGGAGGAGGAGGGGGGGGAGGAAGGCCUGGGGGAGUCAGCCAGGCCACUCUCGCUGGAGGACCUGGAGAGGCUGAGGGGCCUGCAGCGACAGCUGCUCUUCCAAGAGCUGCAGGAGAACGCUGGCUGGGACAGGGCGGGGUCAGAGAGGCCAUUUGUGCCAGGGCAGGCCCCCGCCUAGGGGCUGCCAGGUCCCCAGCGUCGAGAGAGGGGUGUGUGUGCUUGUGGGUGUACACAUGUGUGUACAUGUCUGCGCACAUGUGUGUGAAGCAUGUGCUUGCAAUUGUAGACAUGUUGACUCUCAUCCCUAGGCACCCCCUGACUUUCCAUUAUGUGGCCAUCUGGUUAUCGUCUGUCCCUAUGGACAGCCCGUUUCUGGGAGCUAAUGGCAGAGUGACUUCAAGUCUCUGUCAUUUGCUCAUUCAUUCAUUCAGCAUUUAUUUUGCACCUGCAAUUCGGAUUCAAAGAUAAAUUGCACAGGGCAUGGCCCUGGCCCCAAGGAGCCUCGCACCCAUUGAGAAGAUAAGCAGAAAAGUCACCUGGCCCGGGGGGAGGUUCCUAGAGGAGGUGAUGUCUGAGCUGGAGGAGAGCGUGUUGCCUAGUGACGGUUGUGGUUGGGGCAGGUGCAGUCCCGGGGCAGGGCCAGCCCUCGCUCCAUGCUGGGAGGUGAGCAGAGGGAGCAUCAGGUGGCUGGAGUGGAAGUGGGGGUGGGGGAUUCAGCCAGAGCUCAGCCUGUGGACUGGGUGGGAGCUGGGACGUCAACCGAAGCCUGGGACUCCUUCCUGUGAUGGGCUGUCACCCAGCAGGGGGGACAGCUGAGGGCCAGACACACCCAGAGGACACAGGAUAGAAAUGUGCGAAGUGAAACCCGCAUUCAGCAGGGAGACAAAUGUGACAUCCUGAGCUUGUGUUUUGCCAGUCAGUCAGCGGAGGGCUGCGGCAAAGGAUUCUGCAGCCCCCUGAGCUCAGGAAGCUCUGGCGUGCAAGGACAGUGUGAGGGAAGGAGACAGCUACGGGCCCGCAGCAGGAGGAGGGAGUGAAGGUCUGGACAGACCCUUGCCGGGGGGACGGUGUGCCACUCUGUACUUCACCGUCGCACGUUUGAGGAGAGACUCUGAGGCCCAGUGUUUGAGGAAAUUGUUGCUGAAGUGCCAUCUUGGGGUACGGGUCCUGAAGAACACUGAUGCCAUCGGACCCUGGAAUUGCGUGUCUCUGUUCCCGUGCUUGCAUCCUUAGCUGUACUUCCAGGAGGUGAUUCAGAGACGUGAUGGGAAGGCAGAUAGCGCAGUGGUGUGCACGCACACCUGUGCACGAAAGGGAGAUUGUCAGUAAAGGAACACGCCCGGGCGCGGUGGCUCAUGCCUGUAAUCUCAGCACUCUGGGAGGCCGAGGCAGGAGUUUGACUCCUGGUCAGGAG